UCGAGCUCCCUGAGCUGGGGGGGACAGCGGCAGUGGGGGGAGAAGACUAGGACCCAGAGCACUCCCGGCCCCCCAGGCGGAGGGCACUGCUUCAGUCGGCCUUGACCUCAGUUGACCCUGAUAGCCCACAUGGGGCGCAGGGUCUAAUUUUAGCUCCAGCCACUAGGCCCACAGCCCAGAAGUGCCCGCCAGUGGGCACAGGGGCGGCCAGGGCUACUCAGGGGCCACUUGGGCAAGGGGAGGAUUGGGGAGGCCAGCCUUGCGUGCUGGCCAAGCCACCUCCUGUGAGAGCCCCCACGGGUCCCCCAUGGCCUGGCAGACUGCCCACCUCUCCUUUGAGGCCAAGGUCAGGGGGUGCAGCCAGGAGGACAGAAGGACACGGCCUUGCAGUGCGGUCAGGGUUGCAUCAGCUGAGCAGUGCCCAGGGGCAGGGGGCCCUGCUGAGAGGGCAAAGGCUGGCUUGGCUGUCCGAAGGCCAACGAAGCAGAUUCCUGACUGUAGGAAGGCAAGGCCAGAAAGCCGGGUCCUACCUGGGCUCCUUGUGCCUGGCUGGUGACCUGCUGUGUGACCUCACACAGGCAGCCUGCUCUCCAUGGGCCUCAGUCUUCCCAUCUACAACAAUGAAGACGCUGAACUAGAAGGCUGAUUCCAGCUCACCCACAAGCCCCUGCUCCUGCUUUCCCCUAGCCCUGGCUGCGGGUGGCCACAUGCAGUCGUGGAGAGGCAAGUCCCUCUGGCUGGCACUCUCGGCCUCUUGGCUCCUCGUCCUCCUGAGAGUCUUCCCCCUUCUCCGCCUGGCAGUGCCUGCCAGACCUUGGGCAAGUGCCCCCCAAGGCUGGCCCCGCUGGCUGGAUACAGAGCUCCUGCCGAGUUUCUCCCAGCCUGGCGAACUCCCAGAAGAUGCCCCUCAACCUCCUCAAGCACCCCGUGGUGGCGGCUGCGACUGGGGGGCUUGCUUUGACGCCUCGAAGUGCAGGACUGGUGGUCUCAAGGUAUUCGUGCACCCGGUGGCUGGACCCAUCUCUGCCGCUCACCGCAAGAUCCUGGCUUCCAUUGAGAGCUCCCGCUACCACACGGCCAGCCCUGAGGAGGCCUGCCUCCUCCUCUUCCUCAGCCUGGAAGUCCCAGCUGGAGAGUGCAGCCCAGUGCCCCAGCAAUGGAAUGGGGGAAGGAACCAUCUGGUCCUCGAUCUCCACCCAGCCCCCUGCCCCCAGACCUUCCAGCGGGGACGGGCGAUGGUGGCCAAGGCCAGCCCCACAGUGGACACCUUCCGGCCUGGCUUUGACGUGGCCCUCCCGCUUCUCCCUGAAGCCCACCCAUUGCGAGGUGGGGCACCUGGCCAGCUGCGACAGCACAGCCCCCACCCCGGGGUGCCCCUGCUAGCCCUGGCAGAGGAGAGGGGCGGGUGGCGCACAGCAGGCACUGACCCCUCUGCCUGUCCCUGGGAUGGGCGCUGUGAGCAGGACCGUGGACCCGAGCAGACCCACCCUGGGGGAACGCUCCCCAAUGCCACCUUCUGCCUCAUCCCCGGCCACCGUCCUGAUGCCUUGCACUUCCUUCAAGCCCUGCAGGCUGGCUGCAUCCCUGUGCUUCUCAGCCCUCGGUGGGAGCUGCCCUUCUCCGAGGUCAUCGAUUGGACCAAGGCGGCCAUUGUAGCUGAUGAGAGGCUCCCAUUUCAGGUCCUCGCUGCCCUCCAGGAGAUGCCCCUCACGCGGGUCCUUGCCCUGCGUCAGCAGACCCAGUUUCUAUGGGAUGCCUACUUCUCCUCAGUGGAGAAGGUCAUGCAUACCACUCUGGAGAUUAUUCAGGACCGGAUCUUUGGAGCAUCUGCUCACGCCUCGCUACUGUGGAACAGCCCCCCGGGUGCACUCCUGGCCUUGCCCACUUUUUCCGCAAGCCCCUCGGACUUCCCCUUCUACCACCUACAACGGGGCUCGCGCCCUGUGGGCAGGUUCAGCGCCCUGAUCUGGGUGGGGGCCCCAGGUCAGCCCCCUCUGAAGCUCAUCCAGGCGGUGGCAGGCUCCCAGAACUGUGCCCAGAUCUUGGUUCUCUGGAGCAGUGAGAAACCACCCCCAUCCAGGUGGCCUGAGACAGCAGUGCCCUUGACAGUCAUGGAUGGGCAGAGGAAGGUCAGUGACCGCUUCUUCCCGCACAGAGCCAUCAGCACGGAUGCCAUCCUCAGCCUCGAUGGGCACAGCAGUGUUACCACAAGUGAGGUGGACUUUGCUUUUCUGGUAUGGCAGAGCUUCCCCGAGCGGAUGGUGGGCUUUCUGACGUGGAACCACUUCUGGGAUGAGGCCCAGGGUGGCUGGGGCUACACUGCUGAGAGGGCCAACGAGUUCUCCAUGGUUCUCACGUCAGCUGCCUUCUACCACAGGUAUUACCACACCCUCUUCACCCACUCCCUGCCCAAGGCUCUGAGAACCCUGGCCGAUGAAGCACCCACCUGUGUGGACAUCCUGAUGAACUUCCUGGUAGCAGCAGUCACCAAGCUGCCCCCUAUCAAGGUGCCCUAUGGGAAGCAGCAUUUUGAGGCCACACCUCCACUGGUGCCUGGGGGUCCGGAGCCACAGCCGACAGCCCGAGACUGCAUCAACCAGAUGGCUGCAGGUUUCGGCUACAUGCCCCUGGUUUCCUCUCGCCUGCGUCUGGACCCAGUGCUUUUCAAGGACCCGGUGUCCGUGCUGCGCAAGAAGUAUCGCAGCCUGGAGAAGCCCUAGGAGCGGUCAGAGGAGCCCCCAGCCCUGCUCCCACCGGGCGCCUCACCUGCUCAGGGCGGGGGAGGCGGUGCAUCAGCUCCCUCCCUUGGAACAACUGGAGACCCAAUCAAGGCAGCCAGUUAGCUAACACGUCAGAUCUCUCUUGGCCAAUCACAGCCCUAGCGUCCCAAGGCGCGGGGCCCCGCCCCACCCUCCAGCCCGGCUGCGAGGGGCAGGCCCCAGGUGCAAGGCGCUUGCCCUGCUGCGGCGCCUCUGCCAUCGCUGACCCCUUGCCUGGAAUGCCUUUCUCGGCUUCUGCGGAACUGACUUCUACUUGUCUUUCAGAUCUUCGCCUUCUCCAUGGAUUUGACUGACCCCCAUCCCUGACCCGGAUCCUCUGAGCUUUCACAGCCGGGUGUUUCCCACACUGUUCGCGCGGCUUUGCAAGGUACACGGUCAGGCCCCAGGACUAGCCUGGGAGCCCCGGCCAUGUCCUCUUCUCUCUGGCUUGGCAAGUGUUACACCAAUAUUUGACGAACAGAUAAAAGAGACAUCAACUGCGUGCCCGGCCCUGUGCCGUAGUUGGGAGUAUGGACAGUGUGUUGAGUGAGACCAAACUCCGUCUCCCCCCCCCCCUCCGCCCCCCGCCCGCCCCUCCACCCGGCCCACGGGGUUCCCAGUCCGGCAGGAAGGCAGCUACCCGCAGACGCCUGUGUUGCCAGGCACGAUCUUCGCACCCCAGCAGUGGAGCAAAGAGGCGCUGAGAAGCUAGUUUCGGGGCUUUCUUCCCGACCUGGCGGAGCAUGGGGCCGGGGAGAAAGGGGCUGAGAACGCAGGAGGUCCGUCCCAACCGAGCCCGGGGGUGGCGGGGAGCAGUGGUACCCUCAGCUCAGGCCUGGCCGUGGCUCUGCACUACCAGCCACGACCACUAGAGGUCAGCGCCACACCGCGCUCCCUCUGGGAAAGGGCCCGGAGUUUUAUCGCCCCUUGGGUCAGGGGACGUUGAGAGUUGGUGCAGUGCAGCCCAGGAUCUGAAAACUAGGGGGAGGGGGGGGUUGAAUUUGAAAAAAGAGACCCACUCCUUUGGCCCACACACUCAGGACUGAGAAGGAGCCAUUUCUAGGUGGGCUGGGUGGGAGAUGGGAUUGUCCCGAGCACCCUGGCCGUGACAGUGGAGUGGGGGAAGGGGCCCUGGUUUCUCCAGGGUUCAUCCACCUGGAACUGGACUUAUCACUUCCGAAAUAAAGCGCGUGUCCUUGCCCCCUCA
Herpailurus yagouaroundi (jaguarundi) is the source of this 3966-nucleotide messenger RNA. RefSeq names its product exostosin like glycosyltransferase 1 (gene EXTL1). Gene Ontology annotation, cellular component: membrane. Bases 708 to 2720 code for a protein of 670 amino acids. The transcript is spliced from 11 exons. NCBI's taxonomy places the organism in Eukaryota, Metazoa, Chordata, Mammalia, Carnivora, Felidae. The record is from RefSeq and is a predicted model, not a curated record. Gene Ontology annotation, molecular function: glycosyltransferase activity.